This is a messenger RNA of Camelus dromedarius (Arabian camel), 2116 nucleotides long. RefSeq names its product tRNA methyltransferase 11 homolog (gene TRMT11). Gene Ontology annotation, molecular function: nucleic acid binding; methyltransferase activity. The coding region runs from base 44 to 1426 and encodes 460 amino acids. The record is from RefSeq and is a predicted model, not a curated record. Gene Ontology annotation, cellular component: cytoplasm. Lineage: Eukaryota; Metazoa; Chordata; Mammalia; Artiodactyla; Camelidae. Gene Ontology annotation, biological process: methylation. The transcript is spliced from 13 exons.
GUGAGACACCCCCGGCCGCGCAGGCGCACUGUGGGCGGAUACCAUGGCGCUGCCGAGCUCUCUGAACAGGUAUCUGCUGCUCAUGGCACAGGAGCACCUGGAGUUCCGUCUGCCGGAAAUAAAGUCUUUGCUUUCACUUUUCGGAGGUCAGUUCACCAGUAGUCAGGAAACUUACGGAAAGUCUCCUUUUUGGAUUCUUAGCAUUCCCUCUGAAGAUAUUGCCAGGAACUUAAUGAAACGAACAGUGUGUGCCAAAUCUAUAUUUGAACUAUGGGGUCAUGGAAAAUCUCCAGAGGAGCUGUACAGUUCUCUUAAAAACUACCCUGUGGAGAAGAUGGUUCCAUUUCUACAUUCAGAUUCUACAUAUAAAAUAAAGAUUCACACAUUUAAUAAAACAUUGACACAAGAAGAAAAAGUCAAACGAAUAGAUGCACUUGAAUUUCUGCCAUUUGAAGGAAAAGUGAAUUUAAAGAAGCCACAACAUAUAUUCUCUGUUUUGGAGGAUUAUGGUUUGGACCCAAAUCACAUCCCUGAGAACCCACAUAAUAUUUAUUUUGGUAGAUGGAUUGCAGACGGACAGAGAGAGCUCAUUGAGUCAUACAGUGUCAAAAAGAGACACUUUAUUGGAAAUACAAGCAUGGAUGCUGGUUUAUCAUUCAUCAUGGCCAACCAUGGAAAAGUGAAAGAAAAUGAUAUUGUGUUUGAUCCAUUUGUUGGAACAGGUGGUCUUCUGGUAGCAUCUGCUCAUUUUGGUGCAUACGUGUAUGGGACAGAUAUAGACUACAACACCGUUCAUGGCCUGGGAAAGGCUAGUAGGAAAAACCAGAAAUGGAGAGGACCAGAUGAAAACAUUAGGGCAAAUCUUCGUCAAUAUGGUUUAGAGAAGUAUUACCUUGAUGUCCUGGUUUCAGAUGCAUCUAAACCUUCCUGGAGGAAGGGCACAUUUUUUGAUGCAAUCAUCACUGAUCCUCCAUAUGGUAUUAGAGAAUCUACAAGAAGAACAGGUUCACAGAAGGAAAUACCAAAGGGGUUAGAAAAAUGUCCAGAAAGCCACGUUCCUGUUUCGUUGAGUUAUCAUCUGAGUGAUAUGUUUUUUGAUCUGUUGAACUUUGCAGCUGAGACCCUCGUAUUAGGUGGAAGACUAGUCUAUUGGUUACCAGUGUACACACCCGAAUACACGGAAGAGAUGGUACCCUGGCACCCUUGCUUGAAACUCAUCAGCAACUGUGAGCAAAAGCUUUCCAGUCACACAUCAAGGCGCUUGAUAACAAUGGAAAAGGUGGAGGAAUUUGAGAACCGGGACCAGUAUUCACAUCUACUAAGUGAUCACUUUUUGCCAUACCAAGGCCAUAACUCCUUCCGUGAGAAAUAUUUCAGUGGAGUAACGAAAAGAAUUGCCAAGGAAGAAAAAUCUAUCCAGGAGUGAAAAUUAAGACUUUGACAAUAGAGAAGGAAUAAGGAUUUGACAGAAGAAGCAUCUGGAUGUGAACUUUCAUGUAUGAUAUAGGAAAUGUACUGUUUUAAAUAAUUUUAUACAGCAAAAUCAAUGCUAAAAGGUCAAUUGAACAAUUCUUUUAACAUUAGCUUUGUUUUAUAGACUAUUUUGUUGUAUGUACUCUUUUGACCUUUAAUUUAUAUUUGUACUUUCAAGUAUUACAGAAAUUGACUGAAAACAGUUAUAUUUUUGGUAAUAAAUUUACAAAGGGAACUAAUAGUGUUGACUUUUUAAACAGAUAUCUGCUGAAUAUGUUAUAGGCAGUUAAUAGUAGUUGAAAAUUUAUUCAUUAGGUAGAUUUGUUUAAUUUGGGUUUUGAUUUUAAUUGCUUUACAUUGUCACUAAUAAAGCUCACUGAGGAUUCAUAAAAUUGUGUAGAAUUCAGUGCUUUUCAGGGGGAUGUGAUGAAGGAAAUGAAUUUUUACUUCUAAAUCCCAGACAAGUAAGUAAUAACAAUGAUAAUGGUGAUGAUGAGAAAGGCUAGGACCUGACAACCUAAAAAGAUUCCAGACUCCUUGAGGCCUGUCCGCAUCUGAAGCUCGUCUGUACCUUGGACUUGCUCUUGCAUUCCUAAACCUUGACUGUCGGUCAAGUUAACUACCCACAAUUUUUGGUUUAGAA